Cynocephalus volans (Philippine flying lemur) is the source of this 5221-nucleotide messenger RNA. It is a transcript of the gene MAGI1, whose product is annotated as membrane associated guanylate kinase, WW and PDZ domain containing 1. The transcript has 23 exons. Gene Ontology annotation, molecular function: protein binding. NCBI's taxonomy places the organism in Eukaryota, Metazoa, Chordata, Mammalia, Dermoptera, Cynocephalidae. Gene Ontology annotation, cellular component: cell-cell junction; cytoplasm. The record is from RefSeq and is a predicted model, not a curated record. The coding region runs from base 608 to 4972 and encodes 1454 amino acids. Gene Ontology annotation, biological process: signal transduction.
CGGCCGCUGCGCUCCGCGGCGCGGAAUAGAAUGAACUGUAACAAAACAAGCCGAGCCUUUGUAUCUCCUUAAAGGGGCCGCGGGCACUUCCCUCCUGUCCCCCUCCACCCCCGCCCCGCAACCGCGUCUCCAGGGCGCCCAGCAACUGGCUGGAAGGGCUUCCCUCGUCCUCAGAACAGCCCGCCAGCGAGAAGAGGCGAGCCAGGCGGGAGGCAAAGAGGAGACACCGCAUUUCUGAAAGGCAAGAAAGAAAGCAAGGAAGGAAAAAGAAAAAAAAAAAAAAAAGAAUAAGCCCAGCGGCGCAGAGUGGACUCUGGUCCGAGAGAGCGCGGUCGGGCGCCGGAACGUGGACCGAGAGGCACCGGAAUGCAAACAAAGCUCGCGGGCGCCUGUGCAGGGCUCGCGGGCAAGCCCGGAAAGUUUGUUUUAUGAUGGCUUGAGUGCGCGAGUGCGUGCAGGGGAGCGACGCUGCCAAGUUUCCCUCUCGUGUUUUGUUAUUUGGGGAGAGAUGUUUCUCCCAUGAACCUGCGGAGGCUUGGGGGCUUGUGCUGCGGGGGGCACCUGUCUCUCAUUUUAUUCUUAUUUUUUUGGAAGACGCGGUAACAUCAUGUCGAAAGUGAUCCAGAAGAAGAAUCACUGGACUAGCAGGGUUCACGAGUGCACCGUGAAGCGGGGACCCCAGGGCGAGCUGGGGGUGACGGUGCUGGGGGGCGCGGAGAAUGGGGAGUUUCCAUAUGUCGGAGCGGUGGCUGCGGCCGAGGCGGCGGGGCUUCCCGGCGGCGGCGAGGGCCCGAGGCUGGGCGAGGGGGAGCUGCUUCUCGAGGUGCAGGGGAUCCGGGUGUCCGGCUUGCCCCGCUAUGACGUGCUGGGAGUCAUCGACAGCUGCAAGGAGGCCGUCACCUUCAAAGCCGUCAGACAAGGAGGAAGGCUGAACAAAGACCUGCGACAUUUUCUCAAUCAACGGUUCCAGAAAGGGUCUCCUGAUCAUGAGCUUCAGCAGAUCAUAAGAGAUAACCUGUACCGCCAUGCUGUGCCUUGCACAACCCGGUCUCCAAGAGAAGGAGAAGUGCCUGGCGUGGACUAUAACUUUCUGACCGUGAAGGAGUUCUUGGACCUUGAGCAGAGUGGGACUCUCCUGGAAGUUGGCACCUAUGAAGGAAACUAUUAUGGGACACCCAAACCUCCUAGCCAGCCAGUCAGUGGGAAAGUGAUCACGACGGAUGCCUUGCAAAGCCUUCAGUCUGGCUCCAAGCAGUCGACCCCCAAGCGAACCAAGUCCUACAAUGAUAUGCAAAAUGCUGGCAUAGUCCAUGCGGAGAACGAGGAAGAGGAUGAUGUUCCUGAAAUGAACAGUAGCUUUACAGCCGAUUCUGGUGACCGAGACGAUCACCCUCUCCAGGAAACAUCACUACCACCCGCAAAUAGUAGCAUCGCCGCUGCUCCCAUCACGGACCCUUCUCAGAAGUUCCCUCAAUACCUACCUCUUUCUGCAGAGGAUAACUUAGGUCCUCUACCUGAAAACUGGGAGAUGGCCUAUACCGAAAAUGGAGAAGUCUAUUUUAUAGACCAUAACACAAAAACAACAUCUUGGUUAGACCCUCGGUGCCUGAACAAGCAGCAAAAGCCUCUGGAAGAGUGUGAAGAUGAUGAAGGGGUACACACCGAGGAGCUGGACAGUGAACUAGAACUGCCCGCUGGGUGGGAAAAGAUUGAAGACCCUGUCUAUGGUAUCUACUAUGUAGACCACAUCAACAGGAAGACACAAUAUGAGAACCCAGUUCUAGAAGCCAAAAGGAAGAAGCAGCUUCAGCAGCAGCAGCAGCAGCAGCAGCAGCCACAGCCGCAGCCAGAAGAAUGGACAGAAGAUCAUUCAUCCCUUGUGCCUCCUGUUACUUCAAACCACCCCCCAAGCAAUCCGGAGCCGGCCAGAGAAGCUCCACUUCAGGGCAAACCCUUUUUUACACGAAACCCUUCUGAGUUGAAAGGCAAGUUCAUUCACACGAAGCUGCGGAAAAGCAGUCGUGGCUUUGGCUUCACAGUCGUUGGAGGGGAUGAGCCUGAUGAGUUUCUCCAGAUCAAGAGCUUGGUCCUGGAUGGUCCUGCCGCGUUGGACGGCAAGAUGGAAACAGGGGACGUAAUUGUCAGUGUGAAUGAUACCUGUGUUUUGGGACACACACAUGCUCAAGUUGUGAAAAUCUUCCAGUCCAUUCCCAUCGGUGCCAGUGUGGACCUUGAACUCUGCCGAGGUUAUCCAUUGCCUUUUGACCCAGAUGACCCCAAUACAAGUUUAGUGACCUCAGUGGCCAUUUUGGAUAAAGAACCAAUUAUUGUGAAUGGGCAGGAGACCUAUGAUUCGCCAGCUAGCCACAGCAGUAAAACAGGCAAAGUCAACGGCAUGAAGGAUGCCCGGCCAAGCAGCCCUGCUGACGUGGCUUCAAACGGUUCCCAUGGUUAUCCCAAUGACACUGUCUCUUUGGCUUCCUCCAUAGCCACUCAGCCGGAACUCAUAACUGUUCAUAUAGUCAAAGGGCCAAUGGGCUUUGGUUUUACUAUCGCAGACAGUCCUGGUGGUGGUGGCCAAAGAGUGAAACAGAUUGUUGACAGUCCACGGUGCCGAGGGCUGAAGGAAGGGGAUCUUAUAGUGGAAGUUAAUAAGAAGAACGUGCAGGCUCUGACUCACAACCAAGUGGUGGAUAUGCUGAUUGAAUGUCCAAAGGGAAGUGAGGUCACGUUGUUGGUGCAACGAGGAGGGCUGCCAGUUCCCAAGAAGAGCCCAAAGUCGCAGCCACUGGAAAGGAAAGACAGCCAGAAUAGUUCUCAGCACAGUGUCUCCAGCCACCGAAGCCUGCACACAGCAUCCCCAAGCCACAGCACUCAGGUGCUCCCUGAGUUCCCACCUGCAGAGGCCCCAGCUCCAGAUCAGACCGACAGCUCUGGGCAGAAGAAACCAGAUCCUUUUAAAAUCUGGGCCCAGUCCAGGAGCAUGUAUGAAAACCGACUUCCAGAUUACCAGGAACAGGACAUCUUCCUCUGGAGGAAAGAGACUGGAUUUGGAUUUAGGAUUCUGGGUGGAAAUGAACCAGGGGAACCUAUUUAUAUUGGUCACAUCGUACCACUGGGUGCUGCUGAUACGGAUGGCCGCCUGAGGUCUGGAGAUGAAUUAAUUUGUGUGGAUGGGACACCGGUAAUUGGAAAAUCACACCAACUUGUGGUCCAGCUUAUGCAACAAGCCGCCAAGCAAGGCCAUGUCAAUCUUACAGUGCGUCGUAAAGUGGUGUUUGCGGUCCCGAAAACAGAGAACGAGGUGCCGUCGCCGGCGUCCUCCCAUCACAGCAGCACGCAGCAGGCCUCGCUGACCGAGGACAAGCGCACGCCGCAGGGCAGCCAGAACUCGCUGAACACGGUGAGCUCGGGCAGCGGCAGCACCAGCGGCAUUGGCAGUGGCGGCGGCGGCGGCAGCGGCGUGGUCAGCGCCGUGGUGCAGCCCUACGACGUGGAGAUCCGGCGUGGGGAGAGUGAAGGCUUCGGCUUCGUCAUCGUGUCCUCGGUGAGCAGGCCCGAAGCAGGCACGACCUUUGGCAAUGCAUGUGUGGCUAUGCCUCACAAAAUAGGUCGGAUUAUUGAGGGGAGCCCUGCUGACCGCUGUGGCAAGCUGAAAGUAGGAGACCGGAUCUUGGCAGUCAAUGGAUGUUCCAUCACCAACAAAUCCCAUUCAGACAUUGUCAACCUAAUCAAGGAAGCGGGAAACACAGUUACCCUCCGCAUCAUUCCCGGGGAUGAGUCCUCGAAUGCCACCUUGCUGACCAACGCAGAGAAGAUUGCCACCAUCACCACCACACACACCCCUUCUCAGCAAGGGGCCCAGGAGACAAGGAAUACCACCAAACCAAAGCAGGAAUCUCAGUUUGAGUUCAAAGCACCCCAGGCCACACAGGAGCAAGACUUUUACACUGUGGAACUGGAAAGAGGAGCCAAGGGAUUUGGCUUUAGUCUUCGAGGAGGCCGAGAGUAUAACAUGGACCUCUAUGUUCUACGCUUAGCAGAGGAUGGUCCUGCAGAAAGGUGUGGAAAGAUGAGGAUUGGUGAUGAAAUUUUAGAGAUCAAUGGCGAGACCACCAAAAACAUGAAGCAUUCUCGGGCUAUAGAACUGAUUAAGAAUGGUGGCCGCAGAGUGCGUCUGUUUCUGAAACGGGGAGACGGCUCAGUACCAGAAUAUGACCCCGGCAGCGACCGGCACGGCCCCCCCACCUGUCCACCAGGUGUUCCGGAAGUGAGGGCCGGGCCCCCGGAGCGGCGGCCACGUGCGGCCCUGGAGCCCAGCUACCCUCCCGACCUUCACAGCUCAUCACUCCACGGGGAAAAGCGCGCACACGCGAGACACGCGAAAGGCAGCAGGGAGCACAGCAGACAACCCAACGAACACCACACCUGGAAUGGCACUUCUAGAACACCCGCCGGCGGGGCCUGCCGACCCACGGACCGGGCCCCGGAGGGACGGAGAGAGGCCCCGCCUGAGCCGGCGGCGACCGAUGGGCCCAAGAGGAGGUCCCCGGAGAAGCGGAGGGAAGGCACCCGCAGCGCCGACAACACCCUGGAGAGGAGGGACAGGCCCGAGCGGAGGAGGGACGCUUCUCCCGAGAGGAGGCGGGACCGGUCCCCGGCCCGCAGGAGGGACGGCUCGCCCGGCCGUCGCAGGAGGUCCCUGGAAAGACUGCUGGACCAGAGAAGAUCCCCGGAGCGCAGGAGAGCGAGCUCGCCCGACAGGAGAGCCAAGUCGAGCGACCGCAGGCGGGCCAGGUCCCCCGAGCGCAGGAGAGAGCGGUCGCUGGACAAAAGGCACAGAGAGGACAGAGUCAGCCACCGAGAAAGGGAAGAGGCCAGUCUGAAACAGGACGCCGGCAGAAGCUCCAGACCGCCCCCGGAGCAGAGGAGGCGGCCUUACAAAGAAUGUAGCACCGACCUCAGCAUCUGAGACUCCAGCUCACACUCCAGCCUUUACCGUGUCAAAGGUUCUAAGACGAAGGUCACAAACCUGAAAUCAAAAAUCUAGUUUCUUACCUAAAGAAGCAUCCCACACCCGAUGAACCUAUGAAUGCCACAAACAUUUUAUGCAUUUGAAAUCUUAUAAGAAAAAAGUAUCUAUGAAAAAGUGUUGUGCCUGGUGUAUAAUAUUAAAGAAAGUAUUUUUAAAUGCAUACUUUUUGGGAAAUUAUUUGCCAAA